AAAUAUAUUUUUUCCAUAUUGGAAGAACAGAAUUAAAAAAUGCGGAGACAUCCGGUAACGCUUUUGAAAUAUCUAAUUGUUGGGUUUGUUUGUGUUGUUUUUGGACCGUUUGCACUUCGACUUCUUUUUGGGUCUGUUGAACAAACCACUAGAAAUGAAAUUUUUCCUGUUGAACGGGCUGUCAUACCAAAUAAAGUUAUUCGAGAGGAUGUAAAUAAAGGUAAUUUAAUUGCUGUCCAAGUGGAUAAGGAUGGUAAAUAUGAUUGGCAUAAUUACAAACUAAUUGAGGAAGACCUAGGUAGGAAAGGUCCUGGCGAACAGGGUGCAGCUGUAAUUUUAACACCCAGUGAAGAAAAACAAAAAGACACACUUUAUAAAACCAAUGGAUUUAAUGCUUUUGUCAGUGAUAAAAUAUCAUUACAGAGGUCUUUGAAAGACAUACGGCAUGCUGACUGUGUCCAUAAAAAGUAUUUAUACAUUUUACCAAAUGCAAGUGUAGUAAUACCAUUUCACAACGAGCAUUGGUCUACAUUAUUAAGAACCGUUUAUAGUGUUUUGAAUCGUUCACCAAAACAUCUUAUACAUGAAGUAAUACUUGUUGAUGACUUCAGUAAUAAAGAACAUUGCAAGGAACCAUUAGAUAAGUAUGUGAAAGAGAAAUUCACCAAUGUCAAAGUGAUUCAUGCUAAGCAGAGAGAAGGCUUGAUUAGAACUCGGCUUCUUGGAGCUAAAGCGGCGACUGGUCAAGUUUUGAUCUUUUUAGAUUCACAUGUUGAGGCAAAUGUAAAUUGGUUAGCUCCUCUCUUAGAGCCAAUUGCUCAAAAUCGCAAAACUGUGGUGUGUCCAUUUAUUGAUGUAAUUGAUUAUGAGACAUUUUCUUAUCGAGCGCAAGAUGAAGGUGCUCGUGGUGCCUUUGACUGGGAAUUAUUCUACAAGAGGCUACCUCUUCUGCCAAAUGACUUAUUACAUCCAGCCGAACCUUUCAAGAGCCCAGUUAUGGCAGGUGGUUUGUUUGCCAUUGAUCGAGAAUGGUUCUGGGACCUUGGAGGAUAUGACCCAGGAUUGGACAUCUGGGGAGGAGAGCAAUACGAAUUAUCAUUUAAGAUUUGGCAAUGUGGUGGCGAAAUGGUUGAUGCUCCUUGUUCAAGAGUUGGCCAUGUUUACAGGAAAUUUGCUCCAUUUCCAAAUCCUGGAGUUGGAGAUUUUGUUGGGCGAAAUUAUCGCAGAGUUGCAGAAGUAUGGAUGGAUGAAUAUAAAGAAUAUAUAUAUCUUCGGCGACCGCACUACAGAGAUAUUAACCCAGGUGAUAUAAGUGCACAGCUGGAUAUCAGAAAGCGGUUAAAUUGCAAACCUUUCAGCUGGUUCAUGAAAGAAGUGGCAUAUGAUAUACCAAAGUUUUAUCCACCUGUAGAACCACCGAAUGUCGCUGAUGGAGAGAUUCGCAGCAAAGCUAGCAAUUUAUGUCUUGAUACUCGGUUCCGAGGACCUAAUGAACGGUUCCAGUUGGAGUCUUGCAUUAAAGAUGGUCAAGGACAGGGAGAACAGAAAUUUGAAAUGACGUGGCACAAAGAUAUUCGUCCUUGGAAGCGCAGUGUUUGCUUUGAUGUAUCCCAGACAAUAAUGAAAGCUCCCGUUAUUCUCUAUACAUGUCACGGAAUGCAAGGCAAUCAACGAUGGAAAUAUAAUAUUGAAACACGACAGCUGUAUCAUCCCAUAAGCCAACAGUGCCUGGACUGCGAUACUGGAAGCCGAGAAGUCUUUAUGAACCCAUGUAAUAAGAACUUGAAAACACAACAAUGGCAUUUUGAACAUACAAAUGCAACAGCACUCCAAAUCGAAUGGAAAGCAGCCUAAAUAGAGAAUAAAAUAAAAUAAAAUAUAAAUGUACAAGUACAACAACAAUACUAAAAACUGAAAAACUCAUAUAAAGAAAACAAACCAAGAAAAAAAAAAUAUAA
This is a messenger RNA of Octopus bimaculoides (California two-spot octopus), 1958 nucleotides long. Its product is annotated as putative polypeptide N-acetylgalactosaminyltransferase 10. The record is from RefSeq and is a predicted model, not a curated record. Gene Ontology annotation, cellular component: Golgi apparatus. Lineage: Eukaryota; Metazoa; Mollusca; Cephalopoda; Octopoda; Octopodidae. Gene Ontology annotation, molecular function: polypeptide N-acetylgalactosaminyltransferase activity. Gene Ontology annotation, biological process: protein O-linked glycosylation.